AUGGCAUCCAACAAAACUGCUCCUGACACUGCUUCUUUCAACAUGGUGAACUUGGAUGUGGCUGUUGCAUGUCUUUUCUUCCUCUUGUUUCCUGUUGCGUUUCUGCUCAAUGGGGUCGCAACAUGGGUGUCCUUACACCUUCCGUGCACCUCUACCUUCAUCGUGUAUCUCAAAAACCUUGUGGCCGCAGACCUGCUCAUGACACUGAUGAUCCCGCCGAUGGCAGCUAGCAGGCUACCCGGAGCAACAGUGUGGCUGCAGACGUUCGACUGCCGCUUCGCUUCUGUCAUUUUCUACUGCUCUUUGUACACAAGCAUCACUUUAAUGGGUCUCAUCAGCCUUGAUCGCUUCUUCAAAAUUGUCCGCCCACGUGGAAAAGUGUUGGGACAAAGCGUUACCUUCAGUGUUGUUACAUCCACCACAGUUUGGAUAGUGUUAUUUGGCAGCACAGCUAUCCCAACAAUUAUUCUGACCGACCAGAGUCCUGAGAAUGUAACAAGCGCUUUCUGCAUAUCACUAAAGAGUCGGGCUGGUGUGACCGUUCACAGCUUUGUGGUUCUGUUCAUGGAGGUCCUUUUCUGGCUUGUUGCUGGACUGACCAUGUUUUGCUACAUCUGCAUCACCCUAAGAGUCCUGCAGUCCUACAGGAACUCUGGCAGCAACAACAAUGAAGGAAAGAAGAAGACCAAGCUGCGAGUGUUUUUGAUCCUGUUUGUGUUUUUGGUGUGUUUUGUGCCUUUACACAUUAUGCGUAUUCCCUUUACGCUUUAUGAAGUCUUUCAUCGCAUUGAUGACAUCCAACCAUGGAUGAUCAUAGGCCAGAAUUUGUGCUUGUGGCUCUCCUCUACUAAUGCCUGUCUGGACCCUCUUCUCUAUAUCUAUCUAUGCAGAGAGUUCAGAGAAAAACUGCUGGACAUGAAGAAAGCUGGCGCAAUCUGUCUUGGGUUGUAUUCAAGUGAAAAAGAGGAGAAUGAAGCUACAGUUUUAGACACAAAGUAG
This is a messenger RNA of Xyrichtys novacula (pearly razorfish), 999 nucleotides long. The record is from the annotation of a GenBank genome assembly. NCBI's taxonomy places the organism in Eukaryota, Metazoa, Chordata, Actinopteri, Labriformes, Labridae.